This is a messenger RNA of Theobroma umbraticum, 1693 nucleotides long. RefSeq lists its product as uncharacterized. The record is from RefSeq and is a predicted model, not a curated record. Gene Ontology annotation, cellular component: early endosome; recycling endosome; plasma membrane. Gene Ontology annotation, biological process: iron ion transport. Lineage: Eukaryota; Viridiplantae; Streptophyta; Magnoliopsida; Malvales; Malvaceae.
GUUACCUAAAGUCCUCCAAACACAUAAGAAAAGUAAUGAACCAUCCCUACAACCCAUGAUGCAGUCUCCAUUCUCUUCACCAAAUGGAGAUCUCAACCUUCCUUUCCUUCUCCCUGCUUCUCUUCCUCUCGUUGCUCUCCCCUACCCAAGGUUUUGAGCCAUCUCCGGCGCCAAGUUUUUCUUCCUCUUUGGCACCAGGAUCAGCUUCUUCCCAUCCUUUGGCGCCAGAUUCUGGAGGGACUUUGGCGCCAGGUAGUGAUCUUUCUCCGCAGUCACCAGCACUGUCAUUACCUCCUUCUCUGGCGCCUGCGCCGAUGACGGCGGAGAAGGUUCGAGAAGCGGAUGUGGCUCCGGCGCCAGAGAUGGAGGGAAGUGAGAGUUUUAAAGGGGCUGGUCCCAGUAGUCAGGAGGUGGAAGAGGCGGGAAAGCAGAUGGUGAGGUGGUGCACUGUGAGAGAAGAGUACGAGGACUGUCAGCUGCUAGUCAGAGGAUUGGACCAAUCGAAUGGAUACACGUGGAAGUGUAUUCAAAAGGAGACAGCUCAAGAGUGUUUGGAGUCAAUCACAAGAGGGGAAGCAGAUUUGAUAAACUUGGAAGCAGGGGUGGCUUAUACUGCAUUCAUAAACAACUCAAUGAAAGCCAUUGCAAAUGAAGUUUACUGCGACCAUGCUAGAAGCUAUCAAGCUGUUGCUGUUGUCGAUAGAAAAGCUUGCCAGGGAAACAAAGGAAUCAGUUUAAUGGACUUUGAGGGGCACAAAUCUUGCCAUGGAGGUUACUCCACAGCUGCUGGUUGGAACUAUCCGAUCAACCAUAUAAAAGAAUCACUUGAUUCUCAAAGGAUGAAUGACCGUGAAAUCGCAACUGGUUUUUUCUCAAAGAUUUGUGCUCCUUCAGAGUUUGAAGGAACAGGUAUUUGCAGUGGAUGUGGAAAUGAAAAUGGCUCCUGCCAUUUGAGUAGCCCGUAUUCCGGAGACCAUGGAGCCUUCAGGUGUUUGGUGGAGGAACUUGGUGAUAUAGCAUUCCUGAAAGCAGAUACUGUUUUGCUAUAUUCUAUGGAGGGGCCUCAUAAUCAGUCCUGGUCAAGCAAAUCGGUUAGGGACUUCAUGUAUCUUUGUCCUGAUGGGGGUUGCAGAGAAAUCAAUGAUUACCCUGGUUCUUGCUCAUUUGGAGCUGUUCCUGCAAAUGUGAUAAUGGCAAGCAAUUCUCUCCCAAAUAAAGAGAGACUGUUCAUAUUGCAAACAUUGACCAAUGCUGCCUCAGUGGAAGCUCUUCAAACAGCAAAAUAUGGUGCCAGUCCCCUGAUAAGUCCAAGUACACAAGAAAUAGCUGCGGUCAAGAAGCUGACAAGGUCUUACCUUGGGAUGUCAGCAACAAUUUCACAAAGCAUACUGCAGCUAUACACCCCAAACAACCAAGCUGCUCCAUCUUCUGUAAAUCCAGUCUCAGAUGUGGCCUCUCAAUCAUCUUCAUGUGGUCACAAUUCUCUAGUCAUCGCACUCUUUUCAGUCCUGACAAUGCUUUUGUUACUGGUCCGUACACCCAUGUAGAGCAGAGAGGUCUUUUACAUUAACUGUAUUGAGAGACAGAAUAGAAGUUUAGACAAGCAAUUUGGGUUGUAACACAUAUAUUUUCCAAAAUGCCCAAUUGAUUUUGUAUUUCACUCCAUGCAUGUUUAUUAUCUAUAACUAGACUU